GGUCAAGUAUACCCUCUUAUAUUCAACAUGGCAGAACCAGAACCAGAAGCAUCCACCUCAGGUGGAGAAACUUUCACGUCAAUAUCACCUCCUCUUGACUUUCGUCUUCUACGCGCCCUUGCUGAUCUUUCCUUCCUUCGACCAACUCCAAUUCAAGCCCGCGCAAUACCCCUCGCUCUUGAAGGACGAGACAUUCUUGCCCGCGCACGCACAGGAUCGGGAAAAACAGCCGCUUACUGCCUUCCAGUAACUCAGAGAAUACUACAAGCGAGGAACGCAGGUGGGAGGCACGCAACUAGGGGCUUGAUUUUGGUGCCCACAAGGGAAUUGGCGGAGCAGGUCAAAAAGUUCUUGGAUGGGGCGCUGAAGUAUUGUCAAAAUGAAGUCAUGGUAUCCAAUAUUGCUGCUGGGGCGCAGUUAUCAAAAACGCUUCUCACGGAGAUUCCUGAUAUUGUCAUCUCCACGCCCUCUAAAGUCCUCUCCGCCCUUUCAAGCAAAUACCUUACUCUUGCCUCGGUCGAGUCUCUUGUCAUCGACGAGGCUGAUCUAAUUCUCUCAUACGGGCAUGACGCAGAUGUCCGCAAACUGCUUCAGGGAGACUACUUGCCCAAUAUUUAUCAAAGCUUCCUGAUGAGCGCAACGAUGACAGAGGAUGUCGAACAACUGAGAGGGAUGGUAUUGCGCAAUCCCGCAAUUCUCCGGCUGGAAGACACAGAUGUCGCAAGGUCACUUUCCCAGUACAGUGUCCACUGCUCGGAAGAAGACAAGUUUCUUCUCCUUUACGUGAUCCUUAAACUACGCCUCAUACGAGGCAAAUGCAUCAUAUUCGUCAACUCACCGGACCGGUGCUACCGAUUGAAACUAUUCCUCGAGCAGUUUUCAAUACGGGCGUGUGUGCUCGACGCGGAGCUCCCGUUGAACUCAAGAUUUCAUAUCGUACAGGAGUUCAACAGCGGGCUCUACGACUAUGUGGUGGCGACGGACGAGAGUGGCGUAGCAGCUGAAGGAGAGGAGGCAGACCAGACCAAAAAAGAAGAUACGGUGAUUGUGGAGGAGCAAACCACGGAGAUAUCAACCCAACCAGAUGAAGACGCGAUUAUUGAGAGCAGUACCGGCGAUUCUCUCAAGCGUAAGCGCUCGCCGGAACCUGCGUCGCAAAACAAAAAGAAGCGUAAAUCCAGAGUGCGCACCGACAAAGAAUAUGGUGUUUCGCGCGGGAUUGAUUUUGUCGAUGUUUCGUGUGUCAUCAACUUCGACCUUCCUCCUACGUCUCGCGCGUAUACACAUAGGAUCGGACGCACUGCGCGUGCGGGAAAAACGGGCAUCGCCAUUUCCUUCAUUGUGCUGUUCGCUCACUGGGGAAAGAAUAAGAUCAUCAGCCUGCCUGGAGCGAAAGAAGACGAAAACGUGUUUGACAGGAUUCUGAAGGAUCAGAGUAAUCGUGGUGGAAUCAAAGAGUGGACGUUUGAGGAAAAGCAGGUCGAGGCUUUCAGAUACCGUGCUGGAGAUGCGAUGCGUGCCGUGACACGGGCUGCGGUCAGGGAAGCGAGGAUCAAGGAGGUCAAGGAGGAAAUUCUGAAGUCAGAAAAGUUGAAGGCGCAUUUCGAGGACAAUCCACUUGACUUGGCAUACCUCAGACACGACAAACCCUUACACCCGCAGCGCAUUCAGUCUCACAUGAAGCAUAUCCCUUCAUAUCUCAUUCCGCGCAUCGCCGCAGUUGACACCAAUGUAGUGGGCGAGGAAAUUUCACAAGAUAAAUUGGGGUUCGUCCCAUUCAACAAGGAUAAUGGAAGAAACCGAGGAAAGAGCCGGGGGCGAGGCGGACGAGGAGGAAGAGGUGGACGCGGAAGUGGACGGAAGAAGGACCCUCUGAAGAUGUUUAGAUCGUAA
Molecule: messenger RNA, 1893 nt
Organism: Dacryopinax primogenitus
Lineage: Eukaryota; Fungi; Basidiomycota; Dacrymycetes; Dacrymycetales; Dacrymycetaceae
Product: DEAD-domain-containing protein
Exons: 5
Coding region: 28-1893 (621 amino acids)
Cellular component (GO): nucleolus
Molecular function (GO): ATP binding; nucleic acid binding; RNA helicase activity
Source: RefSeq, a predicted model, not a curated record